Molecule: messenger RNA, 2289 nt
Organism: Drosophila erecta
Lineage: Eukaryota; Metazoa; Arthropoda; Insecta; Diptera; Drosophilidae
Exons: 3
Coding region: 236-1498 (420 amino acids)
Source: RefSeq, a predicted model, not a curated record
UAGGCACGUUUUUUCUCUUAGUUCUCUGUCGAUGCUCCAAAUGAGAUACACAACAAAGAUGAAUUUCAAAGCGAAACAAAAAGCUCUUCUUUAUCACGAGAAAAAAGCUUCCUAGGUCCCACACAACUGCAUUCAAAAACGAAAUUCUCUCUGAAAUUCCACUUAGGUGCCAUUGAAAUUGAGCUUUGUUUAGUGCGCUCUUCGCUGCAAAUCACAACAGAAGUUAGUAAACAAUAUGUCCGAGAACCCCGAUAACCAUCAGUUUAAUGAUGACGAAUUGGUGCCUCCUGAGUGGCUCAACUCCGAGUUCAUAGCCCGCGUGCUGGAAGCCCAUGAUUCGGAGGCCGUGGUCAGGGUAACCGAUUUGAGCUUCUGCCCGGCGAGUGCGAAGGGAGAUCACUAUGCCAGCAUCAUGUUCCGGGCAAGGGUGAAGUACACCAACCGGAAGGGGGAGUUCCAGAAGUCGCUGAUCAUCAAGACAAUGCCAGAGGCGGAGGGACACAAGAAGGAUAUGCUCGGAGGAUCGCCCAUUUUCGAAACCGAGAUGGGAUUGUACACAAAGGUGCUGCCCGAGUUCGAGCGGAUUCUUCGCCAGAUCGGCGAUAGCACCAAGCUACACGUGAAUUGCAUAUACCACAGUCUGGUGCCGCAUCAGGUUCUGAUUUUUGAGGAUCUGGUCGAGAUGGGCUACCUUGUGCUUCGGGAUCGGGACGCCACCUUGGAUGAGAUACGCCGCGUCUACUUCAAACUGGCCAAGUGGCAUGCAGCCAGCUUAAAAGUGCAGAGUGAGCAUCCAGAGUUCCUAGAGCCGUACACCCACGGACUGUUUGAGAUGCCCCACGUCCUGAACGAGCCCUUUAUGAAAACUGGAAUGGAAUUCUUCGUGGAACUCUUGGGUAAGGAGCCGGAGCUGAAUAAGUACAAGCCGUACUUCGAGAGCAUCAAGGACGAUUUCCUGGCGCGACUCGUUGAAGAGUGGAAGGACUUUCGAGGGAACCAGAAAAGGGACGAGUACUGGGUGCUUUGCCACGGAGACCUGCACCUGCGAAACAUUAUGUUCAAGUACCAGGAGCCUGGAUCCUUCGAGGACUGCAUGCUGCUGGACUUUCAAAUCAGCAAUCGCUUUCCCCUGACAUUCGAUCUGGUUUAUUCGAUAUACAUGCUUUUGGAGCCAGAGCAGCGAUGGAAGAACUGGGAUGAACUCAUCAACUAUUACUUCUCCGUUCUGGAGGAUGUUCUGAAGAAGAUCGGCUAUGCGGGUGUCAUGCCCACUCAAUCGGGUCUUUGGCAGCGUCUGCAUCAGCACAAGUACUACGAGUUCUUCCUCAUCAGCACCUUCCUACCGCUGAUGUGGGCAUUGAGGGAUAAGUCGGUCGACUUUGGCGAUCUGCUCCAGAAUGAGGAAAAGCGAUGGAAAUGCACUUUUUCUGAAGGUUACAUUAAAGAUGUCAAAAUAGUGCUGGCCCGGUUGGAUCAGUUGGGCUUACUCCAUGCCUGAAAGUACUCGAAUAAUAUAUGAUUAAAUGGUAGUUAAAAUGUCCAGUAAGGUAUGAAUAAAUAAAUCCUAGGUUUCUUAACUUUCGCCAUCUUCCAACUUUCAUAAUCAAUCUACAUUUUCUGCGGUUUGCUAAGCACGUUUGCAACAACACAUGCCAAGCCAAGCUAAAAUUUUAGAAACAAACAAUUUAAAUGUUUGGCUCAUUUGAAUCGCUAAUUUACAUCAUUCUAUCGCUGCUCAUCUGGAUGCCCCAUGAAUGAGAAUUAUUUGCGUGUUCCCAAUUACAUACGAGUAUAUGAAUGCCUCGGGCAAUUAAAACCUCAUUGUGACGCAGUUUUGCCAUCAAUGCCAAAUGCUGGGUGUGCAAUUAUUUUAUAGAAUGUUUCCGGCUGAUUAAAUAGAAUUACGAUUUUAUGGAGUGUGGCAAACAAGUGCGGUUUUUGGUUCGGAGAAGUCAAUAGAUUUCAACGCGAUUACAGAAAAGUCUGAUGUCGAUUCCCACCUUUUGUUUUACUUUUUAUCAAGAAAUAAAUAGUAAUCAACAGCGCCUAUUUUCGUUAAACUAUUGAUUACCAUUAAAGGGGAAAAGUUAAGGAACUUACGUUGGCACAUACGUCACUAGUUGAUAAAUUGGACGCUCGACGAAAGAGUUAAAGAUUUAUCAUACGGCAGCAAAGUUUGAAGACGACGUCAUUUGGGCCCAUUUCAAGCUCAACACACGCGAAACCAAUUUUAGCCAGUCAUGAUGAUAGUUUCUUACGUUUUGUUGACGGUUUUGUUACCACGCCAAG